AACACAUAACGAGUGUCACUUUGAGUUGCACUUCUAUUCAAUAAAGUACAUUUCUUUAAACAAAUUAACACACACUUUCAUAAAACACGAGCAUCAGUUUUAAUAUUUUGUUUGUUUUAGAUUGAUAACCCGUUGGGAAUUAUUUGUUGAAUAACUUCUUGUAUAAAUAGAUUGUUUGCAAAAGGCGACAAUUUUAAUAUUGAGUUAAAGUUACUCUUUUGGAGUUGGUAAUUGUAUCUUCAAUUGAUUGAGGCAGUUGGAAAAAGUGUUAUAUAAACGUUUUAGGUUUUGAAAUGGUAUUUACAGAUUUUCCGUGCUUUCCGCAUUCGCAUGUUUAAAUGACUCAAUCUAUUAAACUAAGUGUUAAUCGUGACGUAUGGCAGCAUUUUAAGACUUUUUACGAACAUUCAAGUAAAACAUUUUAUACCAUUUCAUUAUGAUUUUAACAAUGCAAUGUUUUCACUGGAGAUGAAAUUGCAUGUUGUUUGAAAUUGUUGACUUUAAAGAGUUGGUACUUAACUGUCCGAGAACUCGUGUUUUCAACAGGAAGAAAAWAAUCCCAAUUUUUAUUUACUGUUAAUUCGAUUCAUUUUUCAAAAUGGUUGUGUCAAAACAUUCAUUGUUCAGUGUCAUCAUUGUCAAACUUUUCUUUGGCUCCAAAUGUGUUUAUAUAAAUCUAUCAUUCAAUAUUAAUGGCCUUGCUUUUUGUCUGCCAGUAAAAAUCAUUUGGGACAAUCGGUCGUGCUGUAAGUUUUGACAAGGGAAAGCGGUUUUUCGCUGGCCUGUCAAUUAAUGCGAGAACUGUACAUGGAAAUACUUAAGUGAUUCCGUGGCUUUUGGGAAAGACAAGUUGGAUAUCACUACCAAACCAGCCAUGACGUCACCAGUCCAGCAAAGCGUACCGGGAACGCAAAGGAAUCGCAAAGUGACUUGGGAAGAGUUUUAUACUUAUAUGUAUGGYCACCGGGAUAUUGAAACUAUUGACCCUGACGAAGUCAGAGUAAAGCGAAMUAGAACAAUGAGUAGUCACAGCGAGGGAGAAGCUGAGGAUAAAAUUCAAAGAAGACACUCAUCAACUCCUCUCGCUGCUCUUGUGUUCCCGGAUGAAGUUCAACUAUGCCGCUCGAGUAUUCCUGGGGCUGAGUUUGGUGUAUGUGCCGCCCGUCCCAUCCCACCAGGGACAUGGAUUGGGCCUUAUGAAGGACAUAUCGUAACAAGAGAUGAGAUUAGCCCUGGGGUUGAUACUAGAUACAUGUGGGAAAUUUACAAAGACGGCCGAUUCAGUCAYUACGUCAAUGGCGAAGACGAACGGACAUCAAGUUGGAUGCGUUACAUUCAAUGCGCACGUUUCAAAGAGGAGCAAAACAUGACUGUAUUUCAGUACUGUGGAAACAUMUAUUACCGAGCUUAUAAACACAUCCCUGCAGGCAGGGAAAUGCUUGUAUGGUACGAUGAAAAAUACUCCGAACUUAUCGACAUACCAGCCUUAAUGAAGCUUAUGGCAAGCCAAGCCUUGGGAUUCCGGAUUCCAANAGAAAACGAGAUGUUUUACGAAGGAAUUCCGAAGGAGAAUCGUCUAGACAGUCUUGGACAACAUAGCGGUAUAUUCCAAAUGGAACUCGCAGACGCUAACGUUGAACCCAAUAUCUGGCGGUGUGGACAAUGUAAUCAAACAUUCAGUCAACGGGUUCUCCUCCAAAUGCAUAUGUGCACACAAACACCUGAUCGACCUUAUCACUGCGGGCACUGUCCAACAAGUUUUCAGGACGCUAGUGAACUUCGUGAUCACGUGGUCACACAUAUUAAUGAGAAGCCAUUCAAGUGUGGCUUCUGCGGCAGAUCAUUUGCCGGCGCGACGACACUUAAUAACCAUAUAAGGACACAUACGGGAGAGAAACCUUUCAAAUGCCGGAAGUGCAACAAGACUUUUACACAAUCGACGCAAUUGAGCAGACAUCUUAAAAAUCCAGAUGAAUGCAUCCCAAAUGUUGUGAAUACUGACAAAUAGACAGCGUUUUAUUUCAUUUAUUUAUUUUUCAAUGUUUUAAACAAUGAAUCUUGUGAAAGAUUAUUGGGCACUGAUCAUCCUCGACCCUAAGUAUUUCCUUCACUCAAAAAUGAAAGAGAAGAGGCCUGGGAUCAAAGCUGAGCAAGCAUGRCGUCAUCACAUGGGGCACACAAAAGCUGUUUUCUCAGAUCUUUGCAUAUCGUUUUAAAUCAAUUUUUUUCUCCUUUUAACUAACAAAAUAUUAAAUAUUUCUAUAGGUUAUUUAUAUUCGCGUCUGUAGARUGACGUAAAGCUAACAUUAAUUGAGCCAUAUGGCUGGCGUGCGUGGUUAACCGAAUUUGUUUUCCAAGUUUACUAGACCAUGUUGAGAAUUUUCAGCGACAGCAAUUCAGUGAGAAAAACUUUUGCAUGCUGUGUUUGAGAUUAUUGAUUAAAAUAUGAUAUGAUAGAAUUGA
This is a messenger RNA of Exaiptasia diaphana, 2463 nucleotides long. Its product is annotated as putative histone-lysine N-methyltransferase PRDM6. The transcript has 6 exons. The record is from RefSeq and is a predicted model, not a curated record. NCBI's taxonomy places the organism in Eukaryota, Metazoa, Cnidaria, Anthozoa, Actiniaria, Aiptasiidae. Gene Ontology annotation, molecular function: protein binding. The coding region runs from base 875 to 2008 and encodes 377 amino acids. Gene Ontology annotation, cellular component: nucleus.